AUGUGUGGCAUUUUCGGCUACAUCAACUACUUGGUGGAGAAGGACCGCAGGUUCAUUAUUGAAACCUUGCUCAAUGGUCUUUCCCGCCUCGAAUACAGAGGGUACGACUCCGCCGGUCUCGCCGUCGAUGGUGACAAAAAGAAUGAGGUCUUUGCGUUCAAAGAGGUGGGCAAGGUGGCCAAACUACGCGAGUUGGUGGACAGCUCGGACGUGGACAUGACCAAGGUCUUCGACUCUCAUUGUGGAAUUGCACACACCCGUUGGGCCACCCACGGUCAACCCUCCCGACUCAACUGCCAUCCCCACAGAUCUGAUCCCAAAUGGGAGUUCGCUGUUGUCCACAACGGCAUCAUCACAAACUACAAAGAACUUAGGGCCUUGCUCGAGGGAAAGGGUUUCAAGUUCGAGACUGAGACCGAUACCGAGUGCAUUGCUAAACUCGCCAAAUUCCUCUACGAUUCCCACCCGGACAUUGAUUUCACCACUCUCGGAAAGGCAGUGAUCAAGGAAUUGCAGGGUGCAUUUGGUCUGCUCCUGAAAUCCGUUCACUAUCCCCAUGAGGUCAUUGCUGCACGCAAAGGUUCGCCCUUGGUGGUGGGAGUCAAGACAGCGAAGAAGAUGAAGGUGGAUUUCGUCGACGUUGAGUACUCUGAAGAUGGUGGCGCCUUGCCGGCGGAGAAGGCCAACCACAAUGUUGCCAUGAAGAAGUCGGCGGCUGGUCUGCUGUCUCCUGGCGGCCUCUUGGCUCCCCCUGACAAGUCGCUUCUCCACCGAUCGCAGUCACGAGCAUUCUUGUCUGACGACGGCAUGCCGCAGCCAGCAGAAUUCUUCCUCUCGUCGGAUGCAUCGGCGCUUGUCGAGCACACCAAGAAGGUUCUCUACCUGGAGGAUGAUGACAUUGCUCACAUCCACGAGGGCCAGCUCAACAUCCACCGAUUGACCAAGGAUGACGGCACUUCCAACGUCCGUGCAAUCCAAACCAUCGAGCUCGAGCUCCAGGAGAUCAUGAAGGGCAAGUUUGACCAUUUCAUGCAAAAGGAAAUCUUUGAGCAGCCUGAGUCCGUCGUCAACACCAUGCGUGGUCGUCUGGACGUGACCAACAAGUCAGUCACCCUGGGAGGCCUGAGGCAGUACAUCAGCACCAUUCGACGCUGCAGAAGAAUCAUUUUCAUCGCCUGCGGUACCAGCUAUCAUUCGUGCAUGGCUGUCCGGGGUGCAUUUGAGGAGCUGACCGAGAUUCCGAUUGCUGUCGAAUUGGCCUCGGACUUCCUGGACAGACAGGCACCUGUCUUCCGUGACGACACCUGCGUGUUUGUGUCACAAUCUGGCGAGACCGCCGACUCGCUGCUGGCACUGCGAUACUGCUUGGAGCGUGGUGCACUCACUGUCGGUAUCGUCAACGUGGUUGGUUCCUCCAUCUCCAUGCUCACUCACUGUGGUGUGCACAUCAAUGCUGGACCGGAGAUUGGUGUUGCCUCGACCAAAGCGUACACCUCUCAAUUUGUCGCCAUGAUCAUGUUCGCUCUGUCGCUGAGUGAGGAUCGUGCGUCCAAGUCCCAACGUCGGGCAGAGAUCAUUGAUGGAUUGGCGAGAGUCAGUGACCAAAUUCGGGAUAUUCUCAAACUCAACGACUCGAUCAAGGAAAUGUGUGCCAAAUUCUUGCAGAACCAGAAGUCGUUGUUGCUCCUUGGCCGCGGCAGCCAGUACUCGACUGCUCUCGAGGGUGCGUUGAAAAUCAAAGAGAUCUCGUAUCUGCACUGCGAAGCGGUCAUGUCUGGAGAACUCAAGCACGGUGUGUUGGCGUUGGUUGAUGAAAAUCUGCCCAUCAUCAUGAUCCUCACCCGAGACGACAUUUUCCCCAAAUCACUGAACGCGUAUCAACAAGUAAUUGCCCGGGGCGGACGACCCAUUGUGAUCUGCAACAAAGCUGAUCCCGAAUUCCCACCCGACAAGACGGAGCGUAUCGAGGUUCCAAAGACAGUCGACUGCUUGCAAGGUCUGCUGAACGUCAUUCCUCUGCAACUCAUCGCCUACUGGCUUGCUGUGGCUGAAGGCUUGAACGUGGACUUCCCACGUAACUUGGCCAAAUCGGUUACUGUCGAAUAG
Molecule: messenger RNA, 2106 nt
Organism: Capronia coronata CBS 617.96
Lineage: Eukaryota; Fungi; Ascomycota; Eurotiomycetes; Chaetothyriales; Herpotrichiellaceae
Product: glucosamine-fructose-6-phosphate aminotransferase
Exons: 5
Coding region: 1-2106 (701 amino acids)
Biological process (GO): protein N-linked glycosylation; UDP-N-acetylglucosamine metabolic process; fructose 6-phosphate metabolic process
Molecular function (GO): L-glutamine:D-fructose-6-phosphate transaminase (isomerizing) activity; carbohydrate derivative binding
Source: RefSeq, a predicted model, not a curated record